AUGAACACAACCCACGCUUAUACGACCAAAACCUACGGUCAAAUGACUGAAACCUACGCUCAAAUGACCACAACCUACGCACAAAUGACCAGAACCCACGCUCAUACGACCAAAACCUACGGUCAAAUGGCCAAAACCUACGCUCAAAUGACCAUAACCCACGCUCAUAAGACCAAAACCUACGGUCAAAUGACUGAAACCUACGCUCAAAUGACCACAACCUACGCACAAAUGACCAGAACCCACGCUCAUACGACCAAAACCUACGGUCAAAUGGCCAAAACCUACGCUCAAAUGACCAUAACCCACGCUCAUACGACCAAAACCUACGGUCAAAUGACUGAAACCUACGCUCAAAUGACCAUAACCCACGUUCAUACGACCAAAACCUACGGUCAAAUGACUGAAACCUACGCUCAAAAGUCCGUAACCCACGCUCAUACGACCAAAACCUACGGUUAA
Messenger RNA from Sphaeroforma arctica JP610, 462 nucleotides. RefSeq lists its product as hypothetical. The transcript has a single exon. Lineage: Eukaryota; Ichthyosporea; Ichthyophonida. Bases 1 to 462 code for a protein of 153 amino acids. The record is from RefSeq and is a predicted model, not a curated record.